AUGUCGGAUGCUGAAAAUGGGACCCUUAAUGAGACGGAGGCUUCCAUCGUAGAGGAAAAUCCUUUUGCGUCACUUAGUUAUGAAGAAAAAUUGCAGUUUGCAUGCCCUAUUGCGCAGCCUAUGGCUUCGGAAAAGUUGACGAAGCGUCUUAGCAAAUUAAUGAAGAAAGCCAAGCGGAACAAGAUGUUGUCAUGUGGAGUCAAGGACGCUGUCAAGCAGAUAAUCAAAAAGAAAAUACCUGGAAUUCUUGUCAUCGCCGGAGACGUCAGUCCUAUUGACACUGUUUCACACAUCCCUGUAAUAUGCGAGGAGAACAACAUUCCCUAUUGUUAUGUCCCUUCGCGGUAUGACUUGGGUGCAAAUUUCUCCUCAACUGCUAGCUCCUUGUGUGUCUUCAUCAAACCGAAUGAGGAAUACGAGGAUCUUUUUAGUAAAUGUCGGUCAGCUGUUGAUGCGUUACCUUUGCCAAUCCAUUAA
Dibothriocephalus latus is the source of this 477-nucleotide messenger RNA. The record is from the annotation of a GenBank genome assembly. Lineage: Eukaryota; Metazoa; Platyhelminthes; Cestoda; Diphyllobothriidea; Diphyllobothriidae.